Molecule: messenger RNA, 6347 nt
Organism: Solanum tuberosum (potato)
Lineage: Eukaryota; Viridiplantae; Streptophyta; Magnoliopsida; Solanales; Solanaceae
Product: ABC transporter C family member 10-like
Exons: 11
Coding region: 1574-5989 (1471 amino acids)
Biological process (GO): transmembrane transport
Cellular component (GO): membrane
Molecular function (GO): ATP hydrolysis activity; ABC-type transporter activity; ATP binding
Source: RefSeq, a predicted model, not a curated record
AUUUUAUGAAAAAAUAUGUAUAGAGUUUAAAAGGUGUAGCUUAAACUGAAAAUCCCCAGAUCCGAUUUUGGUGGUUAUGAUGAAAUAUAAUGGGGAAAAUAGGAAGACAUAAAGAGGACGAAUAACAGAAAAGAGAAUAUUCGUCCGGGACAUUAGCAAUGCUACUUCUUUGCUAACCUCUAAUUAACCAAAUAUCACCUUCACAAUACCCCAAACAAAUUAUAACAGUCAUUCUACUAUUUGAACAACAAUUUGUCAAUCAUCAAAACGCAAUAAAAUUACGAGUAACAAUAUAUUUUGCAGUACUUGAUACGGAGUAGAUAGAUUGUUUUUGUUUGACAAUAUUUUGGAGACUCCAUUAGCUUGUUUUUGUUUUCUUCAGGUCAGUCCUUUUCUUUAUUCACUCUGCAAUUACGUUCUUGCAUGGUAUCCUCUUUAAUUAAUUAAGAACACUUGCAUGUCCAUGGAUUUAACUUUUUAUUUCCUACUCCAAGUUGUAAUUAAUUGCCUUUGAAUUUAUUCAUUUUUUUUUUGUCAAGUGCUCCAGAAAGUUGUGAUUUGCUGUUAUUUAUGCUGUUGUAUGUUGAAUUCUAAUUUGUUCUUCCCAGUUGAAUUUCUAUUAUUCCAUACAUAUGAACAUUGAAGGAACCAGGAUUUUCAUCCAGGGUAGUCAAACUAUAGUAAAAAAAUAAAAACACAAAGAAGUGAAAAGGGGAUUCAACAUAUACUUUACAUAUAUUAUGAAUUUUCCUAUUAAUUACAUAGUGCAAUUUUCCAUCCAAGACACCCCUUGGAAAAGAGUGGCUCGGCCACUGUAUACCAAGUACCUUAUGACCAUGUAUACAUCUACGUUUAAGCAUAUAAACUAAUUAAACAGUAACUUAACUUAUAUACACCAACAAUAUAAUUAAAGAAUUUAUACACCAUCAGUGCAUGCUAUAACCAAGUGUCACAGGUCGGUUAAUUACCUUAUUUUUCAGGUAACUAAUUCACACUUAUAGGGAUCAGUUACAAUUAUCUCUGAUAUGACUUGACAGGUCAAUAAUAUGUGUCAGUGUAUAAAAUAGAAGUUAAACUCGUUAAACUCAUUAAACACUCCCCAUGAAUCUUUCUUGUCUUUCUCAUACUUACCUUAAGCUUAUAGUAGCAGCGCCGGAGGUAGAGUGGUCCUCUUUCACAGUGAUAAGCUUUAUCCACACAUAUAAAAGAUAGACAUAAAGUACCUAACAUGUUGAGUUUUUUCCCUCUUAAUUACUGUUCACAACAUUCUUUCUAGUCAUAAUUGAUUUUGGAGUUGUUUAGGGAUGAUUUUUCAAUUUGGGAGAUAGUUGUCUCCUUACCCCCUUUACCAGUUCAAAUGCAUUACAUGAAGUAUAUCUUCUCUCCUUCCUACAAUGUUAUUACUACUGUAAUCUUUAUUUAUAUAGUACUGGUUAUGGUGUUAUACUAGAGUGGCUCUUCAUUAGUAUAUAUGCUCUUGGUAGACAUCUUGGCAUCAUGAGUGAAUUGUCUUUUCACUUGAGUCUAUACAAAUGAAAGUAAAAUUUGCAGGGAAAAGGAAUUGGACAAGGAAAUGAAGGACCUCUGGACUGUGUUUUGUGGGGCACCUGGUUGUUCGGACAACAAUGGAAAGCUUUGCCAUACUGAUUUUGGGUCAAUGACAGAUCCUUCAUCCUGUAUCAAUCAUGUGUUGAUAAUUUGUUUUGAUGUUAUACUUUUGCUCGUCUUCUUAUUCAAUCUGUUUUCCAAGGCAUCCAUAAGAGCUACGAAUAUUCCUGCUCACUUUCAUGGGUUUUCACGUUUGCAGUUGAUUUCUGCUAUUUUUAAUGGCUUCCUAGGAUUGUUAUAUUUGGCAUUUGGCAUUUGGAUUUUAGAAGAUAAGGUGAUGAAAACCCACAGUUCAUUACCUCUACACUGGUGGUUAUUAAUCAUGUUUCACGGAACAACAUGGUUAUUAGUAAGUUGUACCACAAGUCUUCGAGGAAAAUAUUUCUCAAAAACCCCUCUGAGGCUUUUGUCAAUUCUUGCUUUUAUCUUUGCUGGGGUUUCUUGCGGUUUCUCUCUCUUUGCUGCCGUUUUUGUCAAAAGGGCAUCAUUGAAGAUAGCUUUAGAUAUAUUGUCUUCCUUAGGAGCAUGUUUAUUGUUGUUAUGCACCUAUAAAGAGCUAAAGCAGGAAGAUGUCAUUGGAAAUGACCUUUAUGCUCCCUUAAAUGGAAUCAGUAAAAGUAAUUCUGUUAGCUGCAUCACUCAAUUUGCUAAGGCUGGAAUCUUGAGUAAAAUGUCAUUUUGGUGGUUGAAUUCGCUGAUGAAGAAGGGGAAGAAGAAAACUCUUGAGGAUGAGGACAUACCUAGAUUGUGUGAGGCAGAUCGUGCAGAAUCAUGUUACUUAAUAUUUGAGGAGCUAUUGAACAAACAGAAACAAGUUGAUCCCACUUCCCAGCCAUCAGUUUUGAAGACAAUUUUCAUAUGUCACCGGAAAGAGAUUAUUGUUACAGGAUUCUUUGCACUGUUGAAAGUAGUCACUGUGUCAGCAGGUCCUUUGCUUCUUAACGCCUUUAUUAAGGUUGCUGAAGGAAAUGCAAGUUUCAGAAAUGAGGGACUUUUCUUGGCCAUUCUGCUUUUCACUUCAAAGAGCUUGGAGUCCGUAGCACAAAGACAGUGGUAUUUCAGGUGCAGACUAAUUGGUCUAAAAGUGAGGUCUUUACUUACAGCAGCUAUUUAUAGGAAGCAAAUUAAAUUAUCUAAUGCCGCCAAAUUGAUGCAUUCCAGUGGUGAGAUUAUGAACUAUGUUACUGUGGAUGCUUAUCGUAUUGGAGAGUUUCCUUUUUGGCUGCAUCAAACCUGGACAACAACUGUCCAGCUCUGCCUCGUACUUAUAAUUCUCUUUCACACUGUUGGUGUUGCAACUAUUGCAUCCUUGGUAGUGAUUAUACUCACUGUGCUGUGCAAUACUCCCCUUGCAAAGUUACAGCAUAAGUUCCAGACCAAGUUACUGGUUGCACAAGAUGAUAGGCUAAAAGCUAUUUCUGAGGCUCUUGUUAGUAUGAAGGUUCUAAGAUUAUAUGCAUGGGAAGCCCAUUUCAAAAAUGUUAUCCAGAUUUUGAGGCAAGUAGAAGAAAAGUGGUUAUCAGCUGUUCAGUUACGUAGAUCAUAUAAUAGCUUCCUUUUCUGGUCAUCUCCUGUUUUGGUUUCUGCUGCUACUUUUGUGACUUGUUAUUUCCUUGGUAUUCCACUAAAUGCGAGCAACGUUUUUACCUUUGUUGCAACUUUACGCCUGGUUCAGGAUCCCAUUAGAACAAUUCCGGAUGUUAUUGGUGUGGUAAUUCAAGCAAAGGUCUCCUUUGAGAGGAUUGUCAAGUUCCUUGAGGCAUCUGAGCUGGAAAUGAGACGGGAAUGCAUCAGAAGCACAGAUCAUGCUGUACUCAUCAAAUCAGCUAAUCUCUCAUGGGAAGAGAGUCCAUCGCGACCAACUCUCAGAAACAUUAAUUUGGAGGUUAAACCUGGUGAGAAGAUUGCUAUAUGUGGGGAAGUUGGCUCAGGAAAGUCAUCUCUUCUGUCAGCAAUUCUGGGAGAGGUUCCAAGUAUACAAGGAACAGUUCAAGUAUAUGGAACAACUGCCUAUGUCUCUCAAUCAGCAUGGAUUCAGACAGGGACAAUACGAGAGAAUAUUUUGUUCGGUUCUCCAUUGGAUAGCCAGAGAUACCAGCAAACCUUGGAGAAGUGUUCACUGUUAAAAGAUCUCGAGAUACUACCUUAUGGUGAUCUCACGGAAAUAGGAGAAAGAGGAGUCAAUCUUAGUGGUGGACAAAAGCAGAGAAUUCAACUUGCUCGUGCUUUGUAUCAUGAUGCGGAUAUAUAUCUCUUGGAUGAUCCCUUUAGUGCUGUAGAUGCCCAUACCUCGACUAGCCUAUUCAAUGAAUACAUUAUGGGAGCUCUUUCCAGGAAGACUAUCUUACUUGUGACCCAUCAAGUUGAUUUUCUUCCUGCAUUCAAUAUGGUUCUGUUAAUGUCAGAUGGAGAAAUUUUACGCUCAGCUUCAUAUGAUCAGUUAUUGGCCUCGAGCAAAGAAUUUCAAAACUUGGUUAAUGCACACAAAGAGACUGCUGGUUCAGAAAGGGUUUCGGAGGCUUUUUAUUCGCCAAGAAGUGAUACUUGUUCAAGAGAAAUUAAAAAUAAGGAUAGUGGUAAACAACCAAAAACCUCUGGAGGAGAUCAGUUGAUCAAGCAAGAGGAGAGGGAAGUUGGAGACACUGGAUUUAAGUCUUAUGUUCAGUAUUUGAAUCAAAAUAAAGGAUACUUGUUCUUUGCCAUAGCUGUUGUUUCGCAACUUGCGUUUGUGGCCGGUCAGAUAUUACAAAACUCCUGGAUGGCUGCAAAUGUUGAAAAUCCUGAAGUUAGCACUUUGAGACUGAUUUCAGUUUACUUGCUAAUUGGAUUUGUAUCCACACUUUUUUUGCUCUCUAGAUCUCUAUCAACUGUUCUUUUGGGUUUGCAAUCUUCAAAGUCCUUGUUCUCACAGCUACUAAAUUCUCUCUUCCGUGCACCUAUGUCAUUUUAUGACUCCACACCUUUGGGAAGGAUACUAAGCAGGGUCUCAUCAGAUUUGAGUAUAGUUGAUCUUGACGUCCCAUUCUACUUGAUUUUUGCGGUUGCAUCUACCACAAACUUUUAUUCUAAUCUUACAGUACUAGGUGUUGUUACUUGGCAAGUUUUGUUUGUCUCCAUCCCAAUGGUUUAUGUGGCCAUUCUCUUACAGAGAUACUACUUUGCAUCUGCCAAAGAGUUGAUGCGGAUCAAUGGAACUACCAAAUCAUUUGUGGCCAACCAUCUUGCUGAAUCCAUUGCUGGAGCUGUGACUAUAAGGGCAUUCAAGGAGGAAGAGAGAUUUUUCGUGAAAACAUUUGAACUAAUUGAUAUAAAUGCCAGUCCUUUCUUCCACAAUUUUGCAGCAAAUGAGUGGUUGAUUCAACGGCUGGAAACUAUUAGUGCAACUGUUCUUGCUUCCUCAGCACUUUGCAUGGUUUUACUUCCUCCUGGGACUUUCAGCUCUGGAUUUAUUGGGAUGGCUUUAUCUUAUGGUCUUUCCCUAAACAUAACCCUUGUUUCUUCCAUUCAAUAUCAGUGCACUUUGGUGAACUAUAUCAUUUCUGUGGAAAGACUUAACCAGUAUAUGCAUAUACCAAGUGAAGCUCCUGAAAUUUUAGAAGAGAGCCGUCCCCCAGUCAAUUGGCCUUCGAGGGGUAAGGUCGAAAUUCAAGAUUUGCAGAUAAGAUAUAGGAAGGAUUCCAGACUUGUUCUUAGAGGGAUCAGCUGUACAUUUGAAGGAGGUCAUAAAGUUGGUAUUGUUGGACGAACUGCCAGUGGAAAGAGUACACUCAUUAGUGCACUAUUUCGACUAGUGGAGCCUGCAGGUGGAAGGAUUGUGGUUGAUGGAGUAGACAUUUGUAAAAUUGGUCUUCAUGAUUUGAGGUCCCGUUUCGGGGUAAUACCUCAGGAUCCUACUCUUUUCAAUGGAACAGUGAGAUGCAAUUUAGAUCCCCUAUGUCAGCAUACUGACCACGAAAUCUGGGAGGUUCUUGGGAAAUGUCAGCUACACGAGGCAGUUAAGGAAAAAGCAAAAGGGCUUGAUUCCUUGGUUGUAGAAGACGGGUUAAACUGGAGCAUGGGGCAGCGACAACUGUUCUGUUUGGGGCGUGCUCUUUUGAGGAAAAGCAAGAUUCUGGUGCUUGAUGAAGCAACAGCAUCAAUUGACAAUGCCACCGACAUGAUAUUGCAAAAAACUAUCAGGGAGGAAUUUGCUAACUGUACUGUUAUUACAGUUGCCCAUAGAAUACCCACAGUAAUGGAUUGUACAAUGGUUCUGGCCAUUAGUGACGGAAAAUUAGUGGAGUAUGACAAACCUAUGAAGCUGAUGAAGAAUGAAGGUUCGCUCUUUAGGAAGCUUGUUAAGGAGUACUGGUCUCAUUAUCACUCAGCGAAAUCACAUUGAAGUAAAGUGCAGAUCUGUAACACAUUCUGUGGUGCAUCAAACUUCACAAACGUUGCCUAAUUGCAACCCCAAUCAGUCCAUUGAGAGAAUCACUAAACUCAAUGUUGGUCUAUCUAUGGCAUGGAUAUGUGAUUUUUCUCUAAAUGUUAGUGCAUAACUUGUUGUAGGCUGUUGACAUCGGGAAGGUUAAGUAUGCAGUGGGCUAAACCAACUGCAGCUUACUAGCCUUAGCGUACCGAUUUUCUUGAUUUUGUAAACAGGUUUUAUUUAGGCAUGCUAGCAAAGUCUUUUUUUGAGGGUCAUAAAUGUAUAAUCUUCCAGUAUUAUGAAUGAAAUUCUUUGCACCUUCCAAUCUUCA